Pieris macdunnoughi is the source of this 1908-nucleotide messenger RNA. The record is from the annotation of a GenBank genome assembly. NCBI's taxonomy places the organism in Eukaryota, Metazoa, Arthropoda, Insecta, Lepidoptera, Pieridae.
AUGGAAAGGAGUCUACUAAACAUACAAAGACAACAUCGGAAGAGAAAUACAGAAAUAAGGAAAACAACAAAAAUAAUAGACGCUUUAGACAAAAAUGUAAUUGGGCGGGUCUUACUGCUCGCAUGGACAACGAAAAAUGGACACCAAGGCCUUCCCGAGUCCAACGACAUACCAACUAAUAAUCAAGAAACAAAAGCAAUUGAUCUAACGCAUGAUACCGAUGUAAAUUAUCUUCCAAACAUCGCAAAUCUCUCUGAAGAAGAGAGAAGAGAUAUUGAAAUACGUUCAAGAGAUAGAUAUAUACCAUUAAAUGAAAGUAAUGACAAUGAUGGAAAGAGUACCAAAGAGCCUAAAGAAUUUGAACCUAAUGUAGAAAGUGAAGUUAGAUUAAAUAAAAUUAAAGAGAAUUUAAAUAAAGUUGAAAAUGAAUUUCAGAAUUUUAGAGGCGAUAGAAAAACGCGUGAUACUUUUUACAUAAAAACAGAUGAAAUAGAUAAUAUACAAGAAUCAAUAGAUAAUAGGGUUAAAAGACAAAUAAUGUCGCAAAUGGCUGAUUUCUCGUCUGUGAAGAGAGUGGAGCCGAUGGUAUUUUUGGAUGGUAUACGUGUGGAGGAGGCUGAGAAGGAUCCGAAGAUUUUGGAUGAUGGCGUGCCCAGUGUGCUGGCUGAAACAAAGGUUACAUUGCGGCUCUUCGGCCAAGGCCUGACGCCCAGAACGGUGAUAGCUUUCACUCAUGAUGCCCUGGAGUAUGGACAGCCGUGUAAAUUUCUUCUCAAAGGAGAGUAUGUGGCAAAAGAAGACUCCGUCACACCGACAUCAGCGCUCUUCGAAUUCUGGGCUCCAUCACCAAUUAUAAGCUCGAAACUCUACAUCUGCACCAAAAACCUCAAACCGGGCAUCCUGCCCUCAGAAGACGAAGAGAAAUACCUUCAUCAGGGCACAGAGGGUUGGAAGAUUUUGGCCACACAUAAUAAGCUGAUGCCGUUGUGGGUAGCUUUGAUAUUAAUUCUGGCCUGUCUGACGUUUUCGGCGCUAUUCUCUGGUCUGAAUUUGGGCCUGAUGUCACUGGAUCGGACGGAGUUGAAGAUUAUUUCUAAUACAGGUACGGAUCAGGAAAGGAAGUACGCACGUGCCAUAAUGCCAGUACGUGAUCAUGGAAACUAUCUCCUAUGCAGUAUUCUACUGGGGAACGUGGCUGUCAAUUCUACAUUCACGAUAUUAUUAGACGAGUUGACCUCUGGAUUGUUCGCGGUGAUAUUUUCGACAUUGUCGAUCGUUUUGCUUGGUGAGAUAACGCCACAAGCGAUAUGCUCCCGACAUGGGCUGAUGAUUGGUGCACGGAGUAUUAUGGUCACUAAGGCGGUUAUGGCGCUCACGGCUCCCCUGGCAUUCCCCGUCAGUAAAUUACUGGAUUAUUUCCUUGGUGAAGAAAUUGGGAGUGUUUAUAAUAGGGAGAGAUUGAAGGAGCUGGUGAAGGUAACAACGGAUGUAAACGACUUGGACAAAGAUGAGGUGAAUAUCAUAUCUGGUGCGCUGGAGUUACGAAAGAAGACUGUUUCGAGUGUAAUGACGAAAAUGGAGGAUGUCUUCAUGCUGCCGAUAACUUCUAUAUUGGACUUUGAAACUAUGUCCGAGAUUAUUAAGUCUGGCUACUCCCGUAUCCCGGUAUAUGAAGGUCAUCGCGGUAACAUAGUGACGGUGCUCUUCAUAAAGGACCUGGCUUUCGUGGACCCAGAUGAUAACACGCCGUUGCGGACCCUCUGCCAGUACUACCAGAACUCAUGCAAUUUCGUCUUCGAAGACGUCACACUGGAUAUUAUGUUCAAGCAGUUUAAGGAAGGACACAAGGGUCACAUGGCGUUUGUUCACCGGAUUAACAAUGAAGGGGAGGGUCGAUCCCUUUUAUGA